UUUAGGAAAUGGGUAAUGAUUGUUUAUUUAUAUUGUACAGGUGCUGAAGGGUUUACAACAGAAGAGGACCAGGAGAUGAUAUCUCGCAUUGAAAAGCAACUGAAGAGGAGAUUUGCAAUUGGAUCUCAAGUGUCAGAACAUGCUAUAGUUCAAGAUUUCUUGAAACAGAAGUAUCCUGAGCGUGCUGUUUACAAAGUGUUGCAUUUCAUGAUUCGACGAGGAGAGUUGCAGCACCGCCUUCAACGGAAGAUGUUGUACAGAAUCAAGUAAUUAUGGUAUCUUGAGGAUAAAAUUCAUAUUUCUUUCUAAACAAUUAUAUGUAGAGUAAAUUAUAGUACAGUUGCUCUGCUCUACUAUUUUGAAAUAUGAUCAGUUAAUUUUGUACGUUUACCUGCUUAUGUAAAGUCUAUUAAGAGGUUGGAAGUGAAGAAAUUAUAGAGCGGGUAAAUGUUUGUAAACAACAAACUACAGUACUACAUUUAUAGUUUUAUGUAAGUGAUUUUUGUUUCUUUAAUAAAAUUUAUUCAUU
Procambarus clarkii (red swamp crayfish) is the source of this 529-nucleotide messenger RNA. The record is from RefSeq and is a predicted model, not a curated record. Lineage: Eukaryota; Metazoa; Arthropoda; Malacostraca; Decapoda; Cambaridae.